AUGAUCAAACCAGCCCUUGCUUUCUUCGCUUUAUGCGCUGCUGGUGUGAAUUCCGCACCUACUAUCUCAGAUCCCAAAGCCACCGUCCAGAACGGGACGUACGCUGGAACGAGAAAUGCGCAUUAUAAUCAGGACUUCUUCCUCGGUAUACCGUAUGCGCAGCAGCCGGUGGGAGAUUUGCGAUUUACCGUUCCCAAGUCGUUGAAUGAGAGUUGGGAGGGGGAGAGGCAGGCAAAGGAGUAUUCGGAUAUUUGUGUGGGAUAUGGGACCGAUUCAAUCUGGUAUCCCAUGGCGGAAGAAUGCCUGACGCUCAACGUAAUCCGGGACUCGUCUGUCGAUGAGGAUUCGAAGCUGCCCGUGGGUGUCUGGAUCCAUGGAGGAGGUUAUUAUAUGGGCUCUGGGGCUGAUCAACGGUAUAACAUGUCUGCAAUUGUAUCGAAUGCCCAUGAAAUCGGUAAACCGUUUAUUGGCGUCACGCUGAACUAUCGACUAUCGGCGUGGGGAUUUCUCGGGUCGAGCGAAGUCACAGGCAGUGGGAAUACGAAUAUCGGGCUGAGAGAUCAGAGACUGGCGUUGCAGUGGGUGAAGGAGAAUAUCCACGCUUUUGGAGGCGAUCCAGACAAGGUAGUUAUCUGGGGAGAGUCAGCAGGUGGGAUGAGCGUCGGAUAUCAUCUCACGGCAUACGGAGGUCGAGACGAUGGUCUCUUUCGAGGCGCCAUCCUGCAAUCUGGAGGCCCCAUAUCUCCCAGUCCGUUGAAUAACACAGGAUACCAGGCCGACUACGACGAGCUGGUGGCCAAGGUGAAUUGCUCGAACGUGGUGGACACGCUGCAAUGCCUGCGCGAGGUUCCAUUCGAACAGUUGAACUCAGCUCUCAACGGCACGGAUGGCUCGCCAGUGUACAAUUUCUCGCCGGCGAUUGAUGGCGAUUUGAUCCGGGAUUGGGGCAGUCUCAACCUCGACAAGGAGGCAUUUAUCAAGGUGCCCAUUAUCGCAGGGACCAACUCGGAUGAGGGGACGUCGUUUGGGCCUACGGGGAUUAACACGACUGAGCAGUUCUACUCGUACCUCACCGACGGACAAUCCGGGUUCAAACUGCCCCCCGUAAUAGCCCAGCAAAUCCUGCACCUCUACCCAGACGACCCAUCACAAGGCAUCCCAGCCUAUCUGGGCAGCGAACGCAUCCCCUCCAAGGGCCUCCAAUGGCGCCGCACCAACGCCUACGCAGGCGACUACUUCAUGCACGCCAACCGACGAAGACAAUGCGCAACGUGGGCAGCCUCCAACACACCCGCCUACUGCUACCGCUUCAACGUCCGCCCGGCCGACACCCCGUACCUCUCGGGCGCAGCGCACUUUGAAGAAGUCGCCUUUGUCUUCUACAACCUCGCCGGCCUUGGGUAUCACUACGGCAAGCCGUUUGCGGGGGUGCCCGAGUCCUACGCGCAGCUGAGCAAGCUGAUGACGGGCAUGUGGGCGUCGUUCAUCCACGACCUGGAUCCUAAUUCGGGGGGCAUCGGGAAUGGCAGCGACAGCGUUCGGUGGGAGGCGUAUAACACGGAUCGACCGGUUGAUAUUUUGUUCGAUGCCAAUGUCACGAGCCAGAUGGAGGCGGACACGUGGCGGAAGGAUGGGAUCGAUUACAUCAAUUCGGUUGCAAAGGCAUAUUGGCGGUGA
Molecule: messenger RNA, 1677 nt
Organism: Aspergillus wentii DTO 134E9
Lineage: Eukaryota; Fungi; Ascomycota; Eurotiomycetes; Eurotiales; Aspergillaceae
Exons: 5
Coding region: 1-1677 (558 amino acids)
Source: RefSeq, a predicted model, not a curated record